AUGCAUCAUCUGAAUCGUCAAACAGAUUGCGGCGCAUCUAUGUACACCGACGCCUCCGUCAAAGACGGUCUCAAAGCCCGUCUACCACCCAAUCUCCAUGGCGAAGUCGACAGUAUGGACUUCCAUGGCAUCACUGACGUCCGCGACGACAUGGACGUCCUGAAAGCCGAUCCGUUCGUGCCGCCGAAGCUGAAGGAGAAUGCGUACGGAUUCGUAUUCGAUAUUAAGACGGGCUUGAUGACGCCUGUUCAGGGGUGA
Messenger RNA from Bacidia gigantensis, 258 nucleotides. RefSeq lists its product as uncharacterized. Lineage: Eukaryota; Fungi; Ascomycota; Lecanoromycetes; Lecanorales; Ramalinaceae. The record is from RefSeq and is a predicted model, not a curated record. Bases 1 to 258 code for a protein of 85 amino acids. The transcript is spliced from 2 exons. Gene Ontology annotation, molecular function: carbonate dehydratase activity; zinc ion binding.